This is a messenger RNA of Carassius carassius (crucian carp), 2447 nucleotides long. Its product is annotated as sodium- and chloride-dependent GABA transporter 1-like. Lineage: Eukaryota; Metazoa; Chordata; Actinopteri; Cypriniformes; Cyprinidae. The record is from RefSeq and is a predicted model, not a curated record. Bases 309 to 2279 code for a protein of 656 amino acids. Gene Ontology annotation, cellular component: axon; cell surface; plasma membrane. The transcript is spliced from 15 exons. Gene Ontology annotation, molecular function: gamma-aminobutyric acid:sodium:chloride symporter activity. Gene Ontology annotation, biological process: neurotransmitter transport; sodium ion transmembrane transport.
GUCAUUGACUCUCUGGAAAUGAUGAGUAGCUGCUGAUCUCAGACAGCCGUUGCUCGUGGAUUCAGCACAACUCGCCCGUGGACAGCUCCCGCAGGACCGCUUUUACAUGGACAGAACGCUUAUUUAUGUGCCAAGUCAUACUGGAAGUUUACAACUUGGAGAGGAAUCUACGGAUACCUCACUGCAUGAAACACGGGUAUAUUGCUUUUGGGAAAGAAGCCAAAUUCACUGUUAAUUGAAACUGUGUCGGGUUCGAUCGGGUGUUUGUGUGGUGGAUCUCUAGCCUACUGCUGUCUGAAAUCAGAGACAUGGCGACAAAUAACACCAAAAGCACCGAUGGACAAGUUGUGACGGAACUCAACGAGAUCACAACUAAUGACAAACCCAAAGCAGAGGACGACAAACCAGAGAAAAAGAAUAAAGACAUUCCAGACAGAGAAACUUGGGGUGGGAAAUUUGAUUUUCUCCUGUCAUGUGUGGGCUACGCCAUCGGAUUGGGCAACGUGUGGAGAUUUCCUUAUCUGUGCGGGAAAAACGGCGGAGGGGCUUUCUUGAUUCCUUAUUUUUUGACGCUUAUUUUUGCGGGAGUUCCUCUAUUUUUUCUUGAAUGCGCUCUUGGACAAUACACAUCCAUUGGCGGCCUUGGGGUUUGGAAGCUAGCUCCAAUGUUUAAAGGUGUUGGUCUUGCGGCUGCUGUUCUCUCAUUCUGGCUGAACAUUUACUACAUUGUCAUCAUUGCCUGGGCCCUGUACUAUUUGUACAACUCCUUUACCACUGAGCUUCCAUGGAAAACUUGUAACAAUCCAUGGAACACAUACAGAUGUUAUACAAACUACAGCAUAGUAGACACCACCAAUCUCACCAGCGCUGUCAUGGAGUUUUGGGAACGCAAUGUGCAUCAAAUGACUGAUGGCUUAGAAAAACCUGGUGAAAUCCGUGUCCCACUUGCAAUAACACUGGCCAUUGCCUGGGUCCUCGUGUACUUCUGUAUCUGGAAAGGUGUUAGCUGGACUGGAAAGGUUGUUUACUUCUCUGCCACCUACCCAUACUUCAUGUUGUUCAUUUUGUUUAUCCGUGGAGUGUCCCUGCCUGGGGCUAAAGAGGGAAUCAUGUUUUAUAUCACUCCUGAUUUUGAGAAGCUGAAGGAGUCUGAGGUUUGGCUGGAUGCUGCUACACAGAUUUUCUUCUCGUAUGGUUUGGGUCUAGGCUCUCUUAUUGCUCUGGGUAGCUACAACCCUUUCAAUAACAAUGUGUACAGGGAUUCUAUCAUUGUGUGCUGUAUAAAUUCCUUCACUAGUAUGUUUGCUGGAUUUGUGAUUUUCUCUAUUGUGGGCUUCAUGGCACAUGUGACAAAGAGACCAAUAGCUGAUGUAGCUGCAUCAGGUCCUGGUUUGGCAUUUUUAGCUUAUCCAGAAGCUGUGACGCAGUUGCCUAUAUCACCACUGUGGGCUAUUCUUUUCUUCUCCAUGCUGUUGAUGCUGGGAAUCGACAGUCAGUUCUGCACAGUAGAGGGCUUCAUCACUGCUCUGGUGGAUGAAUUCCCACGGCUACUCAGGAAAAGAAGAGAGAUUUUCAUUGCAUGUGUUUGCAUUGUAUCCUAUGCCAUUGGGCUGUCCAAUAUCACACAGGGUGGCCUCUAUGUGUUUAAACUCUUUGACUAUUACUCAGCCAGUGGAAUGUGUCUGCUCUUCUUGGUGUUCUUUGAGUGCAUCUCAAUCUCCUGGUGCUAUGGUGUGAACAAAUUUUAUGAUAACAUCCAGGAAAUGAUUGGAUACAAGCCUUGUCUAUGGUGGAAACUCUGCUGGGUUUUCUUCACCCCUCUAGUUGUCGGUGGCGUGUUCCUCUUCAGCGCGGUGCAAAUGGUUCCUCUUACAAUGAACAACUAUGUAUUCCCUAAAUGGGGGCAAGGAGUGGGCUGGCUCAUGGCUCUGUCCUCUAUGGUUCUCAUACCUGGUUAUAUGGGCUACAUGUUCCUCACCCUGAAGGGGACAUAUAAGGAGCGGAUCAGGAUAAUGCUGCAGCCUCCAGCAGUCAAGCGUGCUCAGGAGAACGGGCCAGAGCAACAGCAGCUGCAGAUACAGCAACAGCAGGCGGAGCAAUCACCGCAGCAAUCACAGCAACAAGCGCAACAGCCGGAACAAUCACAGCAGCAUCCACAAUCACCACAACAACUGCAGAAACCAGACCAAGCACCACUGCAACCACAACAACCACCGCAGCCGCAGGUGCAGGCAGAUAGCUCUUCUUCAACUAACCCUGGCAAUGAUGCCAAUGUCUAAAACCAGUAGAAUUGGACCCCAGCAGAGGGCAAUCAAUGAUUAACAACACAGAAGACUUCCAUGUUUAUACAGUAAUAGAAUCAUCUACCUCCAGGGGUCAUACAUAAUCAAGCUAAACACGAAAAAAGCUAAGUAAAAAAAAACAAAACAUAUAUAUAUAUAUAUAUA